UUGUAUUGUAAAACAAAUUGUGAUGAUCAUUGAAGGUGGAUUUAUAGAAUAUAGACCUAUGAAAAGUGAAUCAGAAGAAAGUGUUAUUGAAGACAAACUUGUGGUAAACAAAAAUAUGAAAGAAAUAACUGUGAAAAGUAAAAUUAUGGGGUACAAAACCAUGGAAUAUGAAUUUGUAGAAGAUAAAACCAUGAAAACUGUGAAGAAUAAAACUAUAAAAGUUGAGUAUAUGAAAAUUCAAAAAAUGAACCUGUAG
Messenger RNA from Dentiscutata heterogama, 256 nucleotides. Lineage: Eukaryota; Fungi; Glomeromycota; Glomeromycetes; Diversisporales; Gigasporaceae. The record is from the annotation of a GenBank genome assembly.